Molecule: messenger RNA, 807 nt
Organism: Vicia villosa (hairy vetch)
Lineage: Eukaryota; Viridiplantae; Streptophyta; Magnoliopsida; Fabales; Fabaceae
Product: WAT1-related protein At3g30340-like
Exons: 4
Coding region: 1-807 (268 amino acids)
Cellular component (GO): plasma membrane
Molecular function (GO): transmembrane transporter activity
Source: RefSeq, a predicted model, not a curated record
AUGCCUUUCAGAGUAACACUUCCCCAAUACCUGUUUCUUCUUGGACUUGGGUAUACAUCUGCUACAGUCUCAUGUGCAUUCCUCAACAUGGUACCUGUAUUUACAUUCAUCAUGUCACUUCCAUUUGGGAUAGAGAAGGUGAACUUGAAAAUCAAGAGUGGCAAAGCCAAAACCUUGGGAGCAAUUGUGUGUAUUGGUGGAGUUUUGGUGUUAGCCCUUUAUAAAGGAAUUCCCUUAAACAACCCACAAUCUCAACACAUAGCACAUAGAGAUACAAAUGGGCCACCAGCUGCAAAGUUAGAGAAAUGGAUUGUAGGAUCAAUACUUCUGACUGCAGGUUGCAUUUUGUGGUCUUCAUGGUUUGUUCUACAAGCAAAGAUUAGCAAAAAGUAUCCAUAUCAAUACUCUAGCACUGCUAUUUUGUCACUUUUUGCUACUAUUCAAUCAACAAUAUUAACUUUGGUCAUCAAGGGAAAGAAUGGCUCAUGGAUCCUCAAAGGAAAGCUAGAAAUAGUGUGUAUAAUAUAUUCUGGAUUGGUGGGAUCGGGGUUGUGCUAUGUCGCAAUGUCAUGGUGUGUCAAACAAAGGGGUCCAGUUUUUACUGCAGCAUUUACCCCUCUUUUACAAAUAUUCGUAGCUGUUCUCGAUUUCUCAAUACUAAAGGAGGAAAUAUACUUGGGAAGUAUUGCAGGAUCUGCCUUGGUUAUUUUUGGCAUGUAUAUUCUUUUAUGGGGAAAAAGUAUUGAGGAAGAGCAAUGUGUCAUGAAGGAUACACAAGAAAAUCAAGAUGUAGAAUGUCAACGAUAA